AUGUCAAGAGUCAACCAGUCCCCAGUUAGUUUAAUGCAAAAUUCCAUGGAAUUUAUUCGUUUAGAUGAAGUUUCACUCGUUGCAGCCCUAUUGGGUGGAUUUAUCGUCCUUUUUGGAUUUGUAUCCUACUUCGUUAAAGAAAAAUUGUACCUGUCAGAAUCACUUAUUUGCAUGAUUUGUGGUAUCGCCUUUGGACCGUUUGUCUCAAACAUAAUCACACCGGACAAAUGGGGCGAUAUCGACGAAAUUACAAAACAAUUUGCCCGGAUUGUUAUUGCAAUUCAGGUUAUGGCUGCGGGAAUUCAAUUGCCGAAAGCUUAUCUAUGGAAGGAAUCGAAAUCAUUGUUUUUCCUCCUCGUCCCUGUCAUGUCUUGGAUGUGGGUCACAAGUGCCCUCGCCAUUUGGUGGAUGAUACCUAAACUUUCGUUCUUGGAGGCUUUAUGCAUUGCCUCGUGCGUCGCACCUACCGAUCCAGUAUUGGCGAACUCAAUUAUGAAAGGAAAAUUCGCUGAGAAAUAUGUACCCACUCAUCUCCGUGAUAUUUUAUCUGCGGAAAGCGGAGCAAAUGAUUGUUUGGGAUUUCCUUUUCUUUAUCUUGCGAUGUAUCUUAUAAAGACAUCGACCGGCCCUGCUCUCGGGGAAUGGGCAUAUUACAUCAUGGGAUAUCAAGUCAUUCUAUCAGCUAUAUUUGGCGCUAUAAUUGGGUACAUUGCGCGCAAGUCAUUACGUUGGGCCGCCGAAAAAAAUAUGAUUGAUAAAGAAAUGUUUUUAGCUUUCUCGAUCGUGUUGGCUCUAUUCAUUAUGGGUGUCGUGUCAAUCCUCGGAAGCGAUGAACUACUAGCGUGUUUCAUUGCCGGGAAUUCUUUUACUUGGGACGAUUGGUUUCGUCAAGAAACUGUCGAAGCACAUUUUCAACCAAUCCUUGAUAUGCUGUUGAAUUUGGCAGUAUUUGCUUAUAUAGGAGCAAUAAUACCUUUCUCAUCCUUCACUAAUGACUCUCUGGGAUUAUCGUAUUGGCGUUUGGCUGUGAUGGCCAUUCUCAUAAUUCUGUUUCGGCGACUCCCUAUCAUAAUGGCGUUGAUGAGAAAAAUACCCGCGCUAAAAACUUAUCGCGAAGGACUCUUUGCUGGAUGGUUUGGCCCGAUCGGCGUUGGCGCUAUCUUUUACGGUGAACUCACAAAAGAGGCACUGGAAAAAUAUGAUGCACAUUCUGUGGCACAAGAAAUCGUAAAACCAGUUGUAUUUUUCCUGGUCCUUUCUUCGAUUGUCGUCCACGGAAUAUCCAUACCUUUGAUGAAGAUUGGGAAACGCGUAAAUACAAUGUCGCGGACAACUUCUCUCAAUUUUCCCACUCAGCCAACCAGCCUAAAUACAAUCAAGCUAGAUGGCAUAAUUUUCCGGAAAACAAAUACCUCAUCUGCUGAAAAGGUUGACGAGCUUAAAGACAUCGCCGAAUCUAAUAAUUCGUCUUCAUCAACUCCCACAGUGCGCGUGCCACCUACAGAACAAAUAUUUGUCAAUACUGAUAAUUUACCUCAAUAUCAAAAUACUAACGCAAACGGCACCAAUGAUAAUGUCAUCAUUAAAGUUAGUCAAGAGUCAGCUAAAUUUUCUCAUGAACACGAUGAUAUCAUUGAGGAACGAAACAUUGAAGAUGAAAAAACUCGUGUGAUUACUAAUCCCCCCUGA
This is a messenger RNA of Acaulospora morrowiae, 1689 nucleotides long. The record is from the annotation of a GenBank genome assembly. Lineage: Eukaryota; Fungi; Glomeromycota; Glomeromycetes; Diversisporales; Acaulosporaceae.